AUGACUCAAAUUAGAAUGAUUUUCAAUGUAAUACAUUUGCUGCUCAUCGGUUUUGUACUUGUUGGAUUCACGGUAGGAGAUGUAACGGUAAGGUGUCGUGAGAUGGAGAAGCAAGCUCUUCUCAAGUUCAAGAAGGACCUUAUUGAUGAUCAUGGCAUUCUGUCUUCAUGGGGAGCUGAAAAUGACAAGAAAGAAUGCUGCAAUUGGCAGGGUGUCAGCUGUAGCAACAAGACCGGUCAUGUCAACGUUCUUGAUCUUAGAGGAAUACAAGAAGAUCAAUCUGAGAAACAAUUAUUGAGAGGUACUAUUAACUCUGCCUUAAUUGAAUUGCAGCAUCUAUCUCACUUGGAUCUCAGCAACAAUGAUUUCCAGCUUCAACAAAUACCAGAAUUCAUUGGUUCUCUCCAGGGACUAGAAAUCUUGGAACUCUGGAAUGCUAAUUUUUCUGGUACAGUUCCUUACGAGCUUGCCAACCUUACAAACUUGCAAAUUCUUGAUGUUAGCCUGAACUUCCACCUAAGAGUCAAACAUCUUGAGUGGCUUUCUCAUCUUUCUUCACUAAGAUACCUUGGGCUUAAUGAUAUUAACCUUCAUGGAGUCGAUUGGUUGCAACAAAUUGUUAAGAUCCCUUUUCUCAAACAACUGUCCAUGGCUAAUUGUGGCCUCAGCCACACCAUUCCUUAUUCAGCUAACUUUUCUUCUACAUCCCUUUCUAUCCUUGAUCUAUCUUUCAAUUUUCUUACAUCACUUUCAGAGUACAGUUGGUUGUUCAACUUGAGCACAUGCCUUACCAAUCUAGACCUUUCUUCCAACAAAUUAGCAGGUCCUCUCCCUGUCGCAUUUGGAGGUAUGACAUCUCUCGAGUAUCUUGAUCUUUCAGUAAAUCAAUUCAAAGGUGGUAUUCCUAGUUCUUUUGGCAACAUAAGUCGCCUCAGCGCGCUUAACAUGGGACGUAAUUAUCUAGAUGAACCACUUUAUGAGAUACUUCAAAAGUUAUCUGCUGGUGUUGGGAAGUCAUUAUAUAGUUUAGUCCUAUCUACCAAUAAGCUCUGGGGUCCAAUACCUGAUAUUUCUAGAUUUUCAUCCUUGAGGGAGUUAGAUGUGAGUGACAAUCGGUUGAAUGGGUCGUUAAACGGAAUAUUUGGGAAACUUUUGAAUCUUGGGUACUUGGAACUGUCCAUUAACAAACUCACAGGCUCAUUGCCGGACGCUAAAACAUUAGGACAGCAGCUCAAUGUCAUAGGGCUACAUUUAGACAACAAUCAGUUUACAGGUGUGUUGCCGGAUAUGACUCCAUUCACAUAUUUAGUAGAGCUUGAUCUUAGUAACAAUCAGUUUCAUGGGAAGUUGCCUGAAACAAUUGGGAAACUAUCUGGUUUGGAGAUACUCUUUGUCUCAUCAAACUCAUUUGAAGGUACAAUCACUGAAGACCACCUCCUCAAUCUUUCUAGACUAAAAUCAUUAGACUUGUCCAACAACUUACUCUCUUUGAACUUGAGCUCUAAAUGGAUUCCUCCUUUUCAGUUGGACAUUAUACAUCUUUCAAAUUGCAAAUUGGGGCCUCAAUUUCCAUCAUGGCUUCAAAAUCAAAAUAGCUUCUCUGAGCUAGAUAUCUCCUCUACUGAUAUCUCAGAUACACUACCUAAAUGGUUUUGGGGUCUCUCUUCUAAAAUGGAUUAUCUUAAUAUGUCCUACAACCAUAUCACAGGAAGAUUGCCUAAUCUAGCAUCUAUGUUUCUUGCCAAGAAUAAUUUUUUCGGAUCAAUUUCUACAAUAUGCAGAAUUUUUCAUGAUGCCAUUCAUUCCAUUGACCUCUCAAAUAACCAACUUACUGGUGAGCUUCCUGAUUGUUGGAUGAAUCAACGCAAUAUAAUCAUCCUCAAUCUCGCAAAUAAUAAAUUCAAUGGCCAUAUACCAUCUUCAUUGGGCUCUUUGUAUCGUCUUGAAUCCCUCCACUUACGAGAUAACAAUUUCACCGGGAAUAUACCUGCAUCAUUGAAGAAUUACAGAAAGCUGAAAGUCAUGGAGUUUGAAGGUAAUAAGUUGACAGGAGAAAUUCCACCUUGGAUAGGGACACACCUGAGGAGUUUGAUUAUACUCAGCCUUCGGCAGAACAAGUUCUAUGGAAACAUACCUGAAAAUCUGUUUCAUCUCAACAAUAUUCACGUCCUUGACUUGUCAGGAAACAGAAUAACUGGAACAAUUCCAAAUGGCUUCAGAAACUUUACAUCUUUGGUUGAAAUGAAAAGUUCCGCUGUAACAAUUGUUAUAAGAUUUCCAGGAUCUGUUGAAAAUGACUUUAGGAGUGGUCCUGACUACAUAGAUAACGCCGUUGUCCAGUGGAAACGCCAAGAAUUUGAAUACCGAAAUGAAUUAGGACUUCUGACAAGCAUUGAUCUUUCUAGCAACAAAUUGACUGGACACAUUCCAGAUGAGAUUGCUUCUUUGAGAGGAUUGAUUUCCUUAAAUUUGUCAAGGAAUCAUUUGAGCUGGAAUAUUGUUGAGAAGAUUGAUCAUAUGGGAAAGUUAGAGGUUCUCGAUGUGUCAUACAAUCAACUCUCCGGUGAAAUUCCCAGGGGCCUGGCUAGCUUAAACUUUCUUGAUGUCCUGGACUUGUCAAACAACAAUUUUUCAGGAAAGAUUCCAUCCAGCACUCAAUUGCAAAGUUUUAACGUAUCCUCCUAUUAUGGGAACAGCAAAUUGUGUGGACCUCCGCUUCGAAACUGCCCUAAAGAUGCUUCAACCCUUACCACCAGUGACAACAGUGACGACCAGGAUGCUCUGAGUGAUGUUAAGGUUGAGACUCUAGAAUUCUACUCGUGCAUUGGAACUGGUUUCUUCUUUGGUUUCUGGGGUGUUGUGGGCACAUUAUUCAUCAAAGACUCAUGGAGACAUGCUUACUUCAAUUACUUAGAUGAUCUGAUUGAUAUGAUAUAUGUGGUAGGAAAACUUGCUAUAGUGAGACUGCUAAGGAAGUUCAGAAUCUACUGUUUGGAGAUCGCGAAGGAGACAAAAUUUGCAGGAUAG
This is a messenger RNA of Capsicum annuum, 3027 nucleotides long. RefSeq names its product receptor-like protein EIX2. Gene Ontology annotation, molecular function: protein binding. Bases 1 to 3027 code for a protein of 1008 amino acids. The transcript has 2 exons. The record is from RefSeq and is a predicted model, not a curated record. NCBI's taxonomy places the organism in Eukaryota, Viridiplantae, Streptophyta, Magnoliopsida, Solanales, Solanaceae.